This is a messenger RNA of Peromyscus leucopus (white-footed mouse), 4786 nucleotides long. Its product is annotated as zinc finger protein 454-like. Bases 1998 to 3575 code for a protein of 525 amino acids. Gene Ontology annotation, biological process: regulation of transcription by RNA polymerase II; central nervous system development. Lineage: Eukaryota; Metazoa; Chordata; Mammalia; Rodentia; Cricetidae. Gene Ontology annotation, molecular function: RNA polymerase II cis-regulatory region sequence-specific DNA binding; DNA-binding transcription factor activity, RNA polymerase II-specific. The transcript has 5 exons. Gene Ontology annotation, cellular component: nucleus. The record is from RefSeq and is a predicted model, not a curated record.
GGCCUGGCGCAUUGUCUUUUGGCAUCCUGUGUUCCUGGGAGGAUCUCCUAGGCCAGUUGUUAAAAAUUUAUAGCCUCUGCACAGUGCCUGGCACCUACAUGCUCCCUAAGUGAGAGAACGACACCUUUAAAGCACCGGACAGAGUCACAGACAUUGCAUCCUGAAGGGUAGCCAGCCGUCCCUGAAGUGCCAAUCCUCAGGUCAUAUUUUAAAUUUUAAAUUUAAUUGUUUUACUAUUUUGCCAACAAGAAAGUUGCUCCAUGAAUACUUACUACAUAUUCAAAGGCAACUAAAUAUUUCUAGGCGGAGGCCCUGGUUACAUCACCCCAUCCUCGCCGGCUCCACCCCGCGGUCCCAGAAAGACUUGUUGACCUCCAGGGUCGUCGCUCCCCUACUUCACUCCUGUUCCUCCCACCUCUCAUCCCCGCGCGUCUGGGUGACAGCCACGUAGCCCCGCUGCAUUGAGCGCUCUGCCAGCGCCGCACGGACCCAAGUGCCUGUCGAGAGCGCGAUCCUGACAGUCUUUCCAGCCCUUUCCCAGAAGCUCGGCCCUCCUAUGCAGUUUCUGGAUCUUCCCGGGCUUUAGUCGCAGGUCCCAGAGUCGAGCUCCCCGGGAAUGACAACAUCCUGGGCCGUGUUUACCGCAGAAACACAAGCAAGCAUCCUUCGUAGAACCCGAUCGCAUUCCUGCUCCACGCUGGGUGGAAGACGAUUCAGUGCCCCCGCGGAGGAGUCUGGGAACUGUAGUUCAGCCCACAAAGCCACUCUGCGCCGGCGUACAUCAUCACUUUUGCCUUCCACUAUCCCUCUGGGAAAAGGAGUCCGAAAUCCUAGAGUUGCAGCACCGUGAUUUGUGGGAAUUAGGGUCCCCGGCUCCAGGAGCAAUGCGCACGCGCGAUCCCGCUUCAGGCUGCAGGCUCCAGCUCAUUGUGUCCUGACUGCUAUGUGGCGGCUAUGCUCUGUCGCCGCGGUGGUGGCGCCUCGAAGGGCAGCCCCUCGGUGACCAGCAGUGUCCAGAGUGGAGCCGGAGAGCGACGGUCAGGUCUGGGGGAAGGGCGUGCUGGGUUGUGGUCCGUUUUAGAGGACAUGGAUCCCAUGCCCUUAACUUCGCAGCAUGUGUACUGAGAUUUGACUCCACACAGAGAAAGGACUGGCAGAAUGGUCUUGUGGUGGACCUGAGGGGUCCGAACGUGAUUGCAUAUGGAGAAGGGUGGUUGUCUCUAGCGUGUCUGAGGGCAGACUCAGGAAGGCGGUUAGCAUCCAAUUGAUGAGUAUAUUCCCGGUGGGGCUUCAAGUCCUGUCUGAGGAACUUGAGAAUGGGGCAACUGCAGUGCAGCCCCUGCAUGUGACAAAGCGGUGAAGGGUGACCUGUGUGAAUGACCCCCGCCCACUCCCCACCCCACCCACACAUACACAGCACGCAAAUACACUGCCUUUGACUCCGGGUCACUCAACCGAACCCAAAGGAGAAUCCUGAGACCACAAAAGAGUUUGGCCUGCAAGGCUUCUGAGAUGAAGAUCUGGCUUGCUUAGCUCCUCUUCCUUUCCCCCUCCUUCCCUCUCACCAGGAUCAAGCAGUCCUGGGAGGAAAGAUGUCUUCAGACUCCCAACCGUACCUUUAGGGAAAAGGACAGAGGAUGGUUUGAGAACUGCCGGCCUGGACAAGCUUUCGGCAAGGGAAAGUCAAAGCCGUUAAGACGCAGAACGGGAAGGCAUGGAGGAUCUCACCAAAGGAAAGAUGCCAAGAGGAAAUGGCACGGGGAGCAAGUCACCUUGCAGAUGAGACAAGGAGGAACUCUCUCAGAAGCAUUAGGGAACUAGGAGCAAACUAACCAAAGGCUAUGGAUGGUCAGGUUCACACCCUGUGACUUUUGACCCAGCCCUCUCAUCACAGGUGUGCAGGCGCUUCUAGCCUGAGGGAACCCCACAGGUGCAAAGCUCCUCACCUGCCUCCUCCGUGCUUGGUGGUCCUCAGAGAGCUCAGCAGAGAAGAAGAAAUGGCUGCCAGCCACCUCCCAGCCCUGGUCCAGGACUUGGUGACCUUCAAGGAUGUGGCUGUGCUCUUCACCCAGGAGGAGUGGAGACAGCUGAGCUCUGCCCAGAGGGCCCUGUACAGGGAUGUGAUGUCAGAGAACUACAGCAACCUGGUCUCGCUGGGACUCUCGGGAUCCAAACCAGAUGUGUUUUUUCACCUGGAAAAGGCAGACAAAUGCGUGUCAGAGGAUGCUCCAGGAGGCUUUGUUCUUGGAGGGAUUACAAUGACCACAAGUAAGAAAUUUCUCAGGGCAGAUAUUCCUAAAAAAGAUUCGGAUCAGUGGAUAAUGAAGGAGAGAAUCACCAGAGGGACUCACUGGGAAUGUGCUCACCUGUUAGACUGGCAGUUCCAGGAAGGUCAGGAGGUCAGGCAAGUGGUCCUCACCCAACAGUGCACUCCAUCAACGCUUAGUGGGCAGAAAGUCGAGGCCUCUGAGAAGGUCUGUACAGGGAGUUCAUUACCCAUUCCAAGUCAGCGAUCUCAAGCAAGCAAAAAAGAUUUGGAAUGCAGUGAGUGUGGAAAAGCCUUCUCUAAGAGUUCCACCCUUAAGAAACAUCAGAAAAUUCAUACUGAAAAACUCAACACAAGUCAGAAAAUGCCUAUUAAAGACAAACGCUAUGAAUGUAGAGAAUGUGGAAAAGCCUUUCACCAGAGUACACACCUUAUCCAUCACCAAAGAAUUCACACUGGUGAGAAACCAUAUGAAUGUAAGGACUGUGGCAAGGCCUUCUCUGUGAGCUCUUCACUUACCUACCACCAGAAAAUCCAUACUGGAGAAAAGCCUUUUGAAUGCAACGUCUGCGGAAAAGCCUUUAUCCGGAACAUACAUCUUUCCCACCAUCAUAGAAUACAUACUGGAGAGAAGCCUUUCCAAUGUAACAUUUGUGACAAAGCUUUUGUGUGCAGAGCACAUCUUACCAAACACCAGAACAUUCACAGUGGUGAGAAACCCUAUAAAUGUAAUGAAUGUGGGAAAGCCUUCAAUCAGAGUACAAGUUUUCUUCAGCACCAGAGAAUACAUACUGGAGAGAAACCCUUUGAAUGCAGUGAAUGUGGAAAAGCCUUCAGGGUGAACUCUUCCCUUACUGAACACCAGAGAAUUCACACUGGGGAGAAACCAUAUAAAUGUAGUGAAUGUGGCAAAGCAUUCAGGGACAAUUCAUCUUUUGCGAGACAUCGGAAAAUUCACACUGGAGAAAAACCUUACAGAUGUGGCUUGUGUGAGAAAGCUUUCAGGGACCAGUCAGCCCUGGCACAGCAUCAGAGAAUUCAUACUGGAGAAAAGCCUUACAUGUGUAACAUCUGUGAGAAAGCUUUCAGUGACCAUUCAGCCCUGACCCAACAUAAGAGAAUUCAUACAAGAGAAAAACCAUACAAAUGUAGAAUCUGUGGGAAAGCCUUUAUACGAAGCACACACCUCACUCAGCAUCAGAGGAUUCACACAGGAGAAAAACCUUAUAAAUGUAACAAAUGUGGGAAAGCCUUCAACCAGACUGCAAACCUCAUCCAGCACCAGAGGCAUCAUAUUGGAGAAAAAUGAUAUGUACAAAUGCUGCUCAUGGAAGUACUGUGGAACUGAUGUCAUUAAUUAUUGAAUAUAAGAGAAAAUCCUAAAGAAUCACAAUGGAGUCUUGUAUUAGGAUGGCUGUAUUUGCUAGGAGCCAAGUUCCAUGAGGCCGUGGGUUUUGAGAGUGUUGAGGAUACCAAACACCUUUCUCUUAGUACUGCCUCAGUUGUACUGAUGGUAGUACUUUUUUUAAAUUGGCCUGAAUCACCAAGUAUUAGAAUCAAAAUGAAACUUCAUUAAAAGUAUAAAUGUCAGUUGAUCAAACUCACAAUUUGUUAAGAUAAUUAUAAAAUUAUAAAAAUUAAGAGUGAGAAGCAAAUGAACAACAAAGUAAGAAAAUGGUGAAUUUUAUUCUAGAUUUUCUUCUAUAAGAAAGUUGCCAUCUUUAACAGAAUCCUUUGUCUCCCCUCACCCACAUCCCGGAUGCCUAGUUUAGAGAAGUUGCUGUCAGUCACCCAUGUAUGAGUGAAGAAUCCUUUAAAUCAUGCUUCUCAUGGUUCUGCUUCUGUUUCAACCCCUUUUGUCAAAUCUCCUGGUUUACCUGCCCACUUGCUUCUUACAUGUGUUCUCCUGGGAAGGUUCACUUGAGUCAUGUGACUCUCUUCUGACUUAGCUCUAGCCAUUAUUACCGUAUUCCUUGUUAUCACCACUGAGAACCUCAUUCAUAAUGCAAAUCUGAAUUGCACAAUCAGUAGUGUCCAUGAUAUUCAAUUCUCACACCCAAAUCUAGCUUUCAGAACUCAAGGUCUCUUUCUGAGGUAAGAGUCAUCAAAGGUAUUGUAUCACUCAGUUGUACAAGACCUCAGCUAACUACCAUACUGGUAAUACCUACAUAAGGGCUUUUCCCUGGGAGCCAUUACCGUCUAGCCAUUCCAAACCAUAGUAAAGUUACACUGUCCACAGGAGUCAGGGGCUUGAUCAAUUUCAAAUGGGAUAGUCCCUACCAUCUAGUUGUGGUUGGUAUUCCUGGCCACUUCCACUUUUGUGAUUUGUCAUCUUCCCAUAUACAACUGACAAGAGACGAGGGCUCUAAGGCCAGUGUUCAGGUGCUCUGACCUGUGACUUGUUCCUGGUCAGUCUUCUGUAGCUACUGAAUUAGAGUGUAUCCUUGUCCAGCUUUUGUCUGUGUUUCUGAAGGUAUUAACUCUGUUCUAUAAAAGCAAUAUGCCUAUAAGUUCUGCCUA